Molecule: messenger RNA, 767 nt
Organism: Colletotrichum acutatum
Lineage: Eukaryota; Fungi; Ascomycota; Sordariomycetes; Glomerellales; Glomerellaceae
Product: heme-containing dehydratase protein
Exons: 1
Coding region: 149-763 (204 amino acids)
Source: RefSeq, a predicted model, not a curated record
GUCUACCGAGAGCGGUUUCCGGACGUGGUGGAGUGAGGCAAAGCCCGGGGACCAGCCACAGCAUGGGUGGUUCUUGGAGGUGUUUCUCCCGACGGCCGAUCGGUUCGAGACUGUGUUUUCGACGGCCGUGCCUGAGGGUGCGGCACACAUGAGAGACAGCGUUAGCGGCCCCAUCAAGGAGCAUGUCUAUUGGGGGAGCAUGCGAGAUCGCCUGCCCGUAUCCCAGACAGAUGAACUUCUCGGAGACCCAGGAGAAGAAAGCAAGCAGAAAACCAAUGGAUCAACGUCACAGAACGGCAAGCCCCAUCUGCCGGAGAGGGUCCGCGUACAAGGCAAGAAAAACCUCACCGUCAUCCGCUCCGGACAGGACUGGUCCACAGCGCUCCCCGAAGAGCGGCAAAUCUACCUUGACGCGAUGCAGCCGCCACUGGUCAGAGGAAUGGAAUACCUUCGCGACCAUGGUGACGAGGCCGGCUGCUUCAGCUGCCGCUUCAUGGAGAUCGUCGACCCCGUGACGGCCAAGGGCGGGCAUGAUCGGACUUUCGGGCUGGCGUACUUUGAUAAUCUCGCCUCGCUGGAGCGUUGGAGUAAAGAGCACAGAACGCACCUAGCCAUCUUCGCCGAGUUCGCAAAGUAUGCCAAGAGAUUGGGGGAUCAAAUGUCCUUGGCAUUAUUUCAUGAGGUUCUGGUUCUGGAGCCUGAGCAGCAGGUCUUUGAGUACAUUGGGUGUCAUGAUGGGACGGGGAUGCUGAGUUCUUUGUAGUGAU